AUGCAACCAUUUAAUAAAUAUUAUCCACCAGAUUGGGAACCUGAAAAGGGUUCGGUCAAUAAGUUUGUGGGAAAACAUCCUCUUGGAGAUCGAGCCAGGAAAAUAGAUCAAGGAAUAUUAAUUGUUAGAUUUGAGCUGCCAUAUAAUAUUUGGUGUGAAGGUUGUGGAAAACAUGUUGGCAAAGGUGUUCGAUAUAAUGCAGAAAAGAAAAAAGUCGGGAAUUAUUAUAGUACACCGAUUUAUAGUUUUCGAAUGAGAUGUCAUUUAUGUGAUAAUUGGAUUGAAAUUCAAACCGAUCCAAAGAAUUCGGAAUAUGUUGUUGUUAGUGGAGCACGUCAAAAAGUUGAAACAUGGGAACCUGAAGACACUGAGACAAUAAGACUUAAAGAUGAUAAAGAAGCAGAGAAAUUAAUUGAUGAUGCUAUAUAUAAACUUGAACAAUCAAAAUUAAAUGAUAGACAAUGGGCAGAUCCAUAUACACAUUCACAAAGGAUGAGAAAACUAUUUAGAGAAGAAAAAAAAGAAUUUGAAGCAAAAAGAAAAGCGGAUGAAGAAAUACGAAAAAGAAAUUCAUUAUCGAUUACAUUAUUACCAGAAUCAAAUGAUGAUAUUAUUAAAGCUAAAACAACUGAAUUUGCAGAUCAUUUACUUGAAAAAGCAGUAAAACGUAAAUUAGAAAUUUCAACAUCAUCAAUAUUCAAUAAGAAUAAUAAGAAAUUAAUAUCAUCAUCAUCAUUAUCAUCAAAAUCAAAAAAAUAUAAAUCUAUUUUCGAUAAUUCAAACAGCAAAGUUGCACAAUUAUCAGCAGUAGUAACUGUAAAUACAAAACUUAAAACUGAUCCUUUUUUAAAAGAUAAUGAUUGGAAUAAUAGUAAAAAUGGUGGCAGCAACAAUAAUGAUAAUAAUAAUAAUAAUAGUAGUAAAGAAAUUCAAAAUGAUUUAAUUGUUAUAAAGAAGAAAGACAACAAGAAAUCAUCAAAUAAUAAUAAUAUCGAAGAAAAAUCAAAAACUGUUGAAAAUCAACAACAACAACAAAUAGAUAAUUCUAACAAUAGUGAAGGUAUUAAUUAUUGUUGUUAUUUAAUAUUAUAA
Messenger RNA from Entrophospora candida, 1092 nucleotides. The record is from the annotation of a GenBank genome assembly. NCBI's taxonomy places the organism in Eukaryota, Fungi, Glomeromycota, Glomeromycetes, Entrophosporales, Entrophosporaceae.